Arabidopsis thaliana (thale cress) is the source of this 2093-nucleotide messenger RNA. RefSeq names its product AT hook motif DNA-binding family protein. Bases 481 to 1740 code for a protein of 419 amino acids. Lineage: Eukaryota; Viridiplantae; Streptophyta; Magnoliopsida; Brassicales; Brassicaceae. Gene Ontology annotation, molecular function: minor groove of adenine-thymine-rich DNA binding. Gene Ontology annotation, biological process: regulation of DNA-templated transcription. The record is from RefSeq and is marked reviewed. The transcript is spliced from 5 exons. Gene Ontology annotation, cellular component: nucleus.
GUAAUAAUGUAAUAAAAUCCGCUCCUUUGAUUUUUUUUAUAUUUUCUAUAUUUAUUUAUUUUCUCUUUCCCAUUCUCCUCAAAACCCUAAUUUCUCACAUCUGUAAAGAAAAAUUCUCCCUAAACUUAACCCUCCUGUAGAAAAAAAAAAAAACCCUGGUAAUUAUGAGUGUUUUAGGAGAAAUUCUUCUGAAAUUAAGAUUCCGCCAUGGAAGCUUUUGAUCUUUCUCUUCACUAGUUUUACUUAAUUUUCAACACACAAUAACAAAAACAAAAAAAUCUCUUUGCCCCUUUUCUCUGAAUCUUACGUCCUCUGGAUCUUUCUUCUCUCUCUCUCUCUCUUGUCUAUACUUUAAGUGUCUGUCUGAAGAAGCUUGAAUCUGUCGUGAUCAUCAAGAUUCAAGUUCUGUCUUUUUGAGUCUUUUUCUUCUACUUCUAUUGAGUUUCUCUUCCUUAAUUGUCGGAAUCAGAAUCUUUUCAGAUGGAGGAGAGAGAAGGAACUAACAUCAACAACAUCCCAACCAGUUUUGGUCUGAAACAACAUGAAACUCCUCUUCCUCCUCCUGGUUACCCACCACGGUCUGAAAACCCUAAUCUUUUUCCGGUGGGUCAAUCCAGCACUUCCUCCGCCGCCGCCGCGGUGAAACCUUCUGAGAAUGUUGCUCCUCCUUUUAGCUUAACAAUGCCGGUGGAGAAUUCUUCUUCUGAGUUGAAGAAGAAGAGAGGGAGACCAAGAAAGUAUAACCCUGACGGCUCACUCGCUGUGACUCUCUCUCCUAUGCCUAUCUCAUCCUCCGUUCCGUUGACGUCGGAGUUUGGUUCUCGGAAACGAGGAAGAGGUCGAGGAAGAGGCAGAGGAAGAGGACGAGGACGUGGACAAGGACAAGGAAGCAGAGAGCCCAAUAACAACAACAACGACAACAAUUGGCUCAAGAAUCCUCAGAUGUUCGAAUUUAACAACAACACUCCUACUUCUGGUGGAGGAGGACCUGCUGAAAUUGUCAGUCCAAGUUUUACACCUCAUGUGCUCACAGUAAAUGCCGGUGAGGAUGUGACAAUGAAGAUAAUGACAUUCUCUCAACAAGGCUCGCGUGCUAUUUGUAUUCUUUCAGCGAACGGUCCCAUAUCCAAUGUUACACUUCGUCAAUCUAUGACAUCUGGUGGUACUCUCACUUAUGAGGGUCAUUUUGAGAUUCUUUCUUUGACGGGUUCGUUUAUACCAAGCGAGAGUGGAGGAACCCGAAGCAGAGCUGGUGGGAUGAGUGUCUCUCUUGCAGGACAAGAUGGUCGUGUCUUUGGUGGUGGACUUGCUGGUCUCUUUAUUGCCGCUGGUCCUGUUCAGGUAAUGGUAGGGAGUUUUAUAGCGGGUCAGGAGGAAUCGCAGCAGCAGCAGCAGCAGAUAAAGAAGCAAAGAAGGGAAAGACUCGGGAUCCCGACAACAACACAAGCUUCUAAUAUCUCAUUCGGUGGCUCAGCGGAAGAUCCUAAGGCUAGAUACGGGCUCAACAAGCCUGUUGUUAUUCAGCCACCACCGGUGUCUGCACCACCUGUGUCCUUUUCGCAUGAACCAAGUACUAACACCGUCCAUGGUUACUAUGCAAAUAACACAGCUAACCAUAUCAAGGAUCUCUUCUCUUCCCUCCCUGGAGAAGAUAGGGAAGAAGAUGAGGAUGAUUUAGAAGGUGAAGAUGAUGAAGAAUUCGGAGGCCAUAGCGAAUCUGACACCGAGGUUCCAAGCUGAUGAUCGAUGGAAAGAAUCCGACAUAUAUGUGUUAUGAAUCUUGAGUUGUUUUAUUUCGGUGUCUUCAGAUUUUUUUAGAGCGUAAUGGUAUUUUUUUUCUUUCAGAUUGUUAGUUGUUAAAGUCUUAAACAGAGAUAUUUCACUAAAAGUUAGGGUUUACUAGAGGAUGUAAUCUUUAGGGUUCUUUGACUUGUGUCUUUCUUUUAAUCCUCAGAUGGUUGUUGUAGGCUUGUAGCCAAUCUUAGUGUGUGUUCAAACUCUCUCCUUCAAUCAAACUCCCCAAUGACUUCAUUUUGAAAUUCGACUGAAUUUUAUUGAUUCAUCUUUUAUAGCAUCUAUCUACAUAGUACAUU